Haliotis rufescens (red abalone) is the source of this 4905-nucleotide messenger RNA. RefSeq lists its product as uncharacterized. Gene Ontology annotation, biological process: regulation of apoptotic process. The record is from RefSeq and is a predicted model, not a curated record. Gene Ontology annotation, molecular function: zinc ion binding. The coding region runs from base 1965 to 4709 and encodes 914 amino acids. The transcript is spliced from 13 exons. NCBI's taxonomy places the organism in Eukaryota, Metazoa, Mollusca, Gastropoda, Lepetellida, Haliotidae.
UAUUGUCGCUACCAGUGCAUUGUAACUCUGUAUCUCUUUGUCCUUGUUGUCCUGGAUCCUCUAUUGUCGCUACCAGUGCAUUGUAACUCUGUAUCUCUUUGUCCUUGUUGUCCUGGAUCCUCUAUUGUCGCUACCAGUGCAUUGUAACUCUGUAUCCCUUUGUCCUUGUUGUCCUGGGUCCUCUAUUGUCGCUACCAGGGCAUUGCAACUAUGUAUCCCCAUGUCCUUGUUGUCCUGGGUCCUCUAUUGUCGCUACCAGUGCAUUGUAACUCUGUAUUCCUUUGUCCUUGUUGUCCUGGGACCUAUAUGGUCUCUACCCGUGCAUUGUUACUCUGUAUCCCUUUGCCCUUGUUGUCCUGGGACCUCUAUUGUCGCUACCCGUGCAUUGUAACUCUGUAUCCCUUUGUCCUUGUUGUCCUUGGUCCUCUAUUGUCACUACCAGUGCAUUGUAACUCUGUAUCGCUUUGUCCUUGUAUUCCUUGGUCCUCUAUUGUCACUACCAGUGCAUUGUAACUCUGUAUCCCUUUGUCCUUGUUGUCCUGGGUCAGUUGGUGUAUUGUGCAUUAGUAUCUGACAGUGUGUUUGUGGCCGUCACAGUUACAAAGGGGCCCAGUAUUCCGUUCUUGAGCGUAAAACCCCUGGCCAACAUUAGCCUUCUGUCAUCCUUGGUUUUAGAUCCUGGCUGCAUUCAGGUGACAUUAUAGCAGAGAAAGACACAUCUUGGUCCUUCAUUAGAUAUCAGUAUGUUCAGGUUUGUUUUCUUCAACUGGUGAUUUUAAAGAACCACACGAAUUCAAAUCUAUUUGCCACGUAUAAACAAUAUCUGUAGCUAUAAACCUGGUGGAGUGGACAACGUCUAUUCCUUGGUCUGUACCACAUGAACCCUACCACCGUGAGGCUAUGAUUCAGCCUGCAUUCGUAUCACCACAUAUAAUGUAUGUAACAAAAACAAAUAUUUGUCAUUUCAAACACUAGUUGGCAGAGGUUUUUGAGUUUGCCAACCUAUGUUUGCAAAAAGAUGCUGUCGACUUUAAACAUCGCUUCAUGGUUCCAGCAGGUGUACGUCACCCCAUGCUACAGUAGGCUUGUAAACGUGAACACAGGGUAAGACGGUUGUGUUGUCACCGACAUCAAACUCACGAAAUCUCAACUGUGUGUAGUUCAACACUAGUGCCUGGGUUAAUAAUUAGGACUGUGGCACAAUCGAAUAAAUAAUAUAUUUAGUGAAUUGCUUACGAUUCACUUUGAUUGAAUGUGUGCUUUCAAAUUACUAGGCAAUGUGAGGACACUGAGAAUCUGGGACGAUUCAUACGACAUACAUAGAGUGUUGGUGACCUGUCAUACCCCUGAAUAUUGCUGGGUGCUGGCUUUAGAACAGAUCAUCUCGGAUCCAUAUUUUUGUUUUGUAUUGAAAAAAACUAAAAUGUACAAUAUUAUUACUCGUUAAUUUGAUAUAGAACCACUUCAGCCUUGAUCGUCAUCCGGGACUUCGUCUGAGUUUAACGUCACUUGUGAACAAUAUUUUAGUUACAUGACAGUCAAAGUUGUUAGUACAUGUAUUGAUAGAAACCCAUUCCAGAUUGGAGGACCGGUUUAUGUAACGAUGCAUAUCGUUCAGCAUGUAUACUGCUGCAAAACAAUAUGAAAUAGUGAAACCAGAAUGGGAAUUGCGAUCGACCACGAGGUUUGUGAUAACAGCUAAACUGGAAUUGCGCUACUGGGAAGACAACCUUGACAAAAGUUCCGCCGUCACGGAAUGCAUUUGCAAUUGAAUAACCUGACUAUGACGACACGUUAUCUUUACCCAAUGAAGGCAGGUGUCUGGAGCGUCACGCGAGUAGGCAACACUCAAAGUCCAGGUUUCGUUUUGAAGCUGAACAAGGCGACGGCCAUAUUUGGGUUCUUGUUUGUUUCUUAACUGUACCUUCAUCCCAGCGACAUUCCCACACACAUGACGUCAAAAGAUGGCUGCCCGCCACGUUGUCGUCAUCCGGAGGAACCACAAGUACCUGAAGGAGUACCUUCAGGUGGACCCUGUGCUGGACGCCUUGUUGGAGGACGAUGUCUUCACACAGGAGGACUAUGACAGGUGUAGACAGGCUGGGUCGGAGAAAUGUGAGAGGCUGUUAGAAAUAUUAAAGAAGAAGGGACAAGAAGGGUACUGGACACUGUGUGCUGUCCUUGAUUCCUCACAGCCGUUCAUCAAACAACGGCUUGAUGAAACCUCCAUGGAAGCAGGUUGUUCAGAUCUCGUCUAUGUCAACAAGUUCAAGCUGGAAGCUCAGUACAAAAAGGAACUUGGUGACAAAGAGGACCAGAUAGCUGAACUGCAAUCUGCAAUGGAAAGAAUUGAGGAACAACUAAAACAAAAAGACUUGGACCACGCUGAACGGGAGGAAGCAAUUAAAAAGGAGAGAGAGGAACACAUAGCACAGCUAGAAAAGCAGAAGGAGGAAGUAGAAACAUUGAAAAUGCAACUGUCAAAGUCAAACGAUGAUUUGCAGCAAAGCCAGGCAGAAUGUGACGACGUGAAGAAGAGACUGCAUGAAGAACAGGAGGCAUACGAGGCCUUGACAGGGGUUCCUAGGCCACAGUCCCCAGAUAUGGAAGACAAUGCAGUGCCGGUCCAACAUACAGGUUCCAGUGACAGAAUGUGCCAGUUUUCAACUCAAUCUUGCUGUGAUGAAAGUCAGCUUUGUCUCCUUCCAUGUCUUCAUUCUGCCUGCAAACCAUGCAUUGAUCACCACUCUGUCCAAGCACAGCAGAAGUGCCUCCAAUGUCCCUGUGGUCGUGAGUUCAACAUGGAACAGACUGAAGUAGAUCCUGUUGGACGCAAUGAGGCUGCCUAUGCUGCCAACGUUGAGGGAGACAAGAAAUGUAACUACAUUGAGGGAGAUCAUGACGCAAAGGCUGAGGUGUACUGUCACGAAUGUGAUAACCUGCUCUGCUCCGACUGCCAUGAACAUCAUGACCUGCCGAAACGGAAUAGAAACCACAGAGUGGAGGAGGUCAAUCAGACAGAGAAUAUCCCCAUGAGGCAUUGGCUGAAGGAACCUAAUUGCAGAGACCACCCUGAGAACAGGCUGCAGCUGUAUGACCACACAUGUAAGAAGGCUAUCUGUAUUGUAUGUCUACAUGGGGCCCAUAGAGAUCACAAGAAAGAAGACUUGAAUCAUGCCCAUGAGAAGGCAAAGGGUCAGCUGGAGGAAAAGUUGCAGAAUCAACAACGUAAACUGAAAGAUGUCACAGACAGAAGGGCAACUGUCAACAGUCACCAAGAUGAACUGAGCAAUAAACAGAGAAAGCUGGAACAAGCCAUCAUUACGGUUUGUAAAAGUGUGGCUGUAAAGUCCCUUCAUCGACAGCGAAAACUGAGGGAAGAGGUCAAAAUGAAUCUGGAGGCCCAUAAUAAAACAGUUCAAGAGACCCUUGACACUAUACAUGACGUCCAUACUUCCAUUGCAUCCACGAUAGACUACACACAGAGAACACUGGAAUCCACAAGAAGAGAGGAGCUAAUCACUAUCACUGCUGCAAUACUGAAGAAAUGUGAUGAAAAUCUGAAGAGGGAACUUCCAGACGAUGACACAAAAGAUACAAGGAUCCUCCUUUCCUUUCAAGGCCAGAAAGCACUGGAGAAACUCAUCGAUACAUUUGGUGGCCUUGUCUCCUCUCUUCACUUGGAUCAUAUUCCAGACACACAGCCUACUUAUCAAAAUCUGCUUAAACAGAUACACCUGCUGACAUUGAGAGAACAAAAAACAAUCACGCUGCAUGAAGGACGAUGGCGUCAGCUUCUCCAGAUUAUACAUGACAUCACAGGAAUCAAGGAAUGCGACUCUACUGUAUCUGGAUCACAGGAACUCCAGCCUGCACAGCUGACAUCACAAGACGUUUAUGAAGCUGUCACCAAACUCACAAUUCGAGCAUGCAUCUCCGCUGAGACAGUACCACGUGAAAUCUUCUUGCGAGGCUUUUCUAGCACACUGCACAUCGUCAACGGGGACAGCGGUGUCACAUACUUCAUGUGUCCUAAACUACAACUGGACGCUGCUCGAGCCAACACAGACUACUGCCACGUAACUACAGACGGUGAGCUGGUCACCUCGCGGCGCACCACACGACACAGAGACAGCGGCAGGUUACAGAGAUACUUCGGCACCUGUAGUUCCACCCCCAUCCCCCUUACUCCACCCCCCUCUAAUGUCACCCCUGCCCCGCACACACCACGAUACUGGGAGACCCACUCCAGGGUGGGUGUGGAGGGUGGUGAGUGCUGGCCUGUCCUGGAGAUGGGUGUGGGGGAGGAGAGCCAGGUGGACAGUGAGUGGUAUGUUUAUGAACAGCGCCGCUCCUGGUGUGUCGUUGUAGGGAGCUGUAACACACACCGGGGGAGUAUCUGUACCAGGGUGUGUCAGCCGGGGGAGUGGGGGAAGUGUUACAGUGACACAAUGUCUUCCAGACCCGGCACACAGGCCACCCUCCACUAUGGCGUUGUGCUGGAUGUGGGGAGGGGGAGACUCGCCUUCAUCGAUCUCCACAGGAAGAUUGUUUUGGCCAAGGUGGAUGUUGAGUGGAGGGAGUCUCUUCUCCCCAUGUUUACUGUUGGGCUGCCAGAUGACUUCACAGUCAACAUGAAGGUGGUCAGCGGGGUGGACAUCACCAUGACUGACUCCAAGAAGUCACUUAUUUAUAACGCCCUCACAUAGGAAAUAAAAUAAACAUGAAAUUGUGUAAACUUGUAAGUGUGACAUAUUUAUUUAAACUGUCAAAAGUAAUGUGAUUGUAUUGACUGAGGCGGACAUAGAAGUUACCUGUCUAUGUGUUGUUUGUUAUGUACAAGAAUGUAACAAGGUUAACUAAAAAUGUUGUUUUCUACUCUGUAAUAUAAUUGUUUUAAAUCCC